Messenger RNA from Halichondria panicea, 1456 nucleotides. Its product is annotated as actin-related protein 10-like. The transcript has 13 exons. The record is from RefSeq and is a predicted model, not a curated record. Gene Ontology annotation, biological process: retrograde axonal transport of mitochondrion. Gene Ontology annotation, cellular component: dynactin complex. Bases 68 to 1333 code for a protein of 421 amino acids. Lineage: Eukaryota; Metazoa; Porifera; Demospongiae; Suberitida; Halichondriidae.
UUUCCCCUGGCCUUAUUUCAAUCAGAUCAAGAUCAAGACCAUAGACACAUUGAGACUUGGGCUAGAGAUGUCCAGGUCUAUUAGUGAGCCCACAAGGAGCCGCUUGUCUGCCUCCACAGACAAAGGUGCCAUUAUCCUGGACAUAGGGAGAAUCUACACAAGGUGUGGUUUCUCUGGAGAGGCUGCCCCGAGACACAUCAUACGAAGCCAGAUCACUAUGAGACCUCACAGACAGCUUCAAGAAGUGUGGGACCCUAAGUACAUCAACAGGGAGGAGCUGUAUCUUAUUCUGUGCCGAUUCAUUAGACACGUCUAUCUCAAGUAUCUCAUGGUGAACCCCAGGGAGUACCGAGUGGUGGUGGUGGAAUCGCUCUACUGCCCCGCCCACUUCAGAAACACCCUCGCCAGAGCACUAUUCAGCCACAUGAAUGUUCCAUACGCAGUGUUCAUUCCCAGUCACCUGGUCAGCACCUUCACUAUAGCGCGAUCCACUGCUCUGGUCGUGGACGUGGGGUUCAUUGAGACCACCAUACUACCGGUGUGUGAGGGUAUUCCCCUAGUGGACGCCUGGCAAGCAACCAGCUUCGCCACACAACAUCUGCAAGAAGCUGUGCUGAGACUGUUGAUGGAGAGAGCCAUGAUUACUCUGACUGACACUGGGAGCAAGAAACCACUGGCGGCAGUGCAAGUUGAAAAACUCUUGAACAAAGAACUCGAAGACAUUCUAGUGCGGACAUGCUUCGUACGCUCCAAGACCACACCUGAAGACAAGGUUCCCCCGGACACUGACUACCCUCUCAACUCACAGUACACACUACACAUCGACGGCUAUAUCAGGGAUCAUGCAGCUGAUGUACUGUUUGAGGAUGAGGGGGAGGAUAGUCCCAUACCUGCCUGCAUCCUCAAUGCACUCAUGAAGUGCCCUAUUGACGCGAGGAGGGAACUGAGUGAGAACAUCCUGGUCAUGGGGGGAUCAGCAUCACUGAUCGGGUUCAAUUACCGUUUAAAGCAGGAACUGGAGGCGUUGGUGGGUGACCAGUGCCAGCGCUACCACUCCUCUCUGGGGGCGCUCUCCUUCAAAUUCCACGACCCACCCUCACACCCCAACUGUGUGGCCUGGUGCGGAGCCUCCAUCUUCGGGUCGUCUGAAAUAGCCAUGAUGGAGAGAGCUAUCACUAAGGACAAGUUCAAAGAGCUCAAGCAAUUACCCGAGUGGAUGUCAUGUGACCCGGAGCAACAGGAGCAACUCAAGACUGUAUCGUUACGUAAAAUGUUGCCCUCUGCACCAUCAGCUCUUACUAGGAGAAUGGCCUCUCAACCUGGGAAGGUGUAACGAGAAUUGAAUCACCUGAAUCUCCUGAAUAUUUUCUCUACAGUGUAUUGCAAUCUUAUAGUGUAAUCAAUAGUAUACACUCCUGAUAUUAUGUUAUCCACAUAAUAACUAUGUACAGUGUAA